GGUACUUGAAGUAUCUUUAAAGAAGAAAGAAUGGGGUUCCUAUCUCGUUACGUGAUGAUGACGUCAGUGUUUUUUUGAGCCUGGGAGCCGAGGCCCUGCGACAGAGAGGAAGAAACCCCGUGCGUUGAUUGAUUCGCCCGGAUCGGGUUACAAGAUGGCGGAUGUUGUACAGUGGUGAAGGGAAAGGGAGGAAGGCUGGGCCUGCCCAUCUUCCACAAACUAUUUUCAUUUAAUCUUCCUUCUCUAUCGCCUUCCUUUAUUUAUUUGCAAUAACAUGUCGCACGACUGCUUAGUGGCGUUUUACACCAUUGUAAAAUCACGGCGGUGACGGUUUUUUCCUGGGGGGGAAGGAGGUGGAAAAACAAGAAGCGAAAGAGAAGGACCGCAACCCCCCGAAAGAAAACAAGAGGGAGCAAUAUCCCAGCGGAGGGAAGGAAUCAUGUCGGAUACUCGGAGACGGGUGAAAGUGUACACGCUGAACGAAGACCGGCAAUGGGACGACCGGGGCACGGGGCAUGUGUCCUCGACCUACGUCGAUCGGCUGAAUGGAAUGUCCUUGUUGGUCCGGGCCGAGUCCGACGGUUCACUUCUGUUAGAAUCGAAAAUCAAUCCAAAUACGGCGUACCAGAAACAGCAGGAUACUUUGAUUGUUUGGUCUGAAGCAGACAAUUACGACUUGGCACUCAGUUUCCAAGAAAAAGCUGGAUGUGAUGAAAUCUGGGAGAAAAUUUGUCAGGUCCAGGGACGAGAUCCGUCACUUGAUAUAACUCAGGACAUUAUUGAUGAGUCUGAAGAGGAGCGAUUUGAAGAAAUGCCUGAAACGACUCAUGCUGUUGAUCUUCCACCAUGUGAACUAAACAAACUGGAAGAGAUUGCCGACUUGGUAACCUCUGUUAUCUCCUCUCCUAUCCGCAGAGAGAAGUUAGCACUAGCUUUAGAAAAUGAGGGCUACAUUAAAAAGCUUUUGCAGCUAUUCCGAGUUUGUGAAGACCUUGACAACACAGAAGGUUUACAUCAUUUGUAUGAAAUUAUUAGAGGCAUUUUAUUCCUCAAUAAAGCAGCACUGUUUGAAGGGAUGUUUUCAGAUGAGUGCAUUAUGGAUGUGGUCGGGUGUUUGGAGUAUGAUCCUUCCUUACCUCAUCCUAGGAAACACCGAGAAUUUUUGACCAAAACAGCCAAAUUUAAAGAGGUUAUACCUAUCACAGACACUGAGCUGAAGCAAAAGAUCCACCAGACAUACCGGGUACAGUAUAUCCAGGAUAUCAUUUUACCUACUCCAUCUGUAUUUGAGGAGAACUUUCUUUCUACGUUGACCUCAUUUAUAUUCUUCAACAAAGUGGAAAUUGUUAGUAUGUUACAGGAAGAUGAGAAAUUUUUGACUGAACUCUUUGCACAAUUAACUGAUGAAGCAACAGAUGAUCAUAAGAGACAUGAAUUAGUGGACUUCUUAAAGGAAUUUUGUGCAUUCUCUCAAACACUGCAACCUCAGAAUCGGGAUGCAUUUUUCAAGACCCUGGCAAAUUUAGGGAUACUUCCUGCCCUUGAAAUAGUUCUGGGUAUGGAUGACAUGCAGGUGCGAGCUGCUGCUACAGACAUAUUUUCUUAUCUGGUAGAAUAUAGUCCAUCAAUGGUACGUGAGUUUGUAAUGCAGGAAGCUCAGCAGAGUGACGAUGACAUUCUUCUAAUUAAUGUAAUCAUCGAACAGAUGAUCUGUGAUGCUGACCCAGAACUUGGUGGAGCAGUUCAAUUAAUGGGGUUACUAAAGACAUUAAUUGAUCCUGAGAAUAUGUUAGCCACAGCAAAUAAAACUGAGAAGACAGAGUUCCUCAGCUUUUUCUACAAGCAUUGUAUGCAUGUUCUCAGUGCUCCUUUGCUGGCUAAUACAGAUGAAAAACGCAGCUAUAAAGAUGCUGUUGUAGAUGGAUCUAACAAGAAUAUUGCUUUUUGUUCUGAUAACUUCCAGACAGCACAAUUGUUGGCCUUGAUUUUAGAGCUGCUCACGUUCUGUGUAGAGCAUCACACAUAUCAUAUCAAGAACUACAUCAUGAACAAAGAUUUACUACGAAGGGUUUUGGUACUGAUGAAUUCAAAACAUACUUUUCUAGCCUUGUGUGCACUGCGUUUUAUGAGGAGAAUCAUUGGACUAAAGGAUGAAUUCUAUAAUCGUUACAUUACUAAAGGAAACCUCUUUGAGCCAGUUAUAAAUGCCUUUUUGGAUAAUGGAACCCGAUAUAAUCUGCUCAAUUCAGCAAUAAUUGAACUUUUUGAAUUUAUCAGAGUGGAGGAUAUCAAGUCACUCACAACGCAUAUAGUUGACAACUUCUACAAAGCACUUGAACAUAUAGAGUAUGUGCAAACGUUUAAAGGAUUGAAGUUAAGAUACGAGCAAGAAAGGGAUAGACUUCAAAAUCAGAAACUAAGCAGUGUGCCAUCCAUAUUGCGUAAUAACCGGUACCGGAGAGAUGCACGAGCUUUGGAUGAUGAUGAAGAGAUGUGGUUUAAUGAGGAAGAGGAAGAAGGAGAAGCUUUAGUACCGCAUGUUGAGAAAUCUAAAUCUGAGGAUGACUAUCCAGACAAUUAUGGGAAAUUUCUGGAGACAAAAAAGGCUAAAGAAAGUGAGGACAAGGAAAACCUUCCAAAGCGAUCAUCAAGUCCCAGCUUUAAGUUUACAUUUUCACACACUUGUCCAUCCAGUACAGCAAAUGGAACAAAUGGCACCAAUGGUAAAUCAACAGCAGCUCAGACUACUCCAGCCAGUUCUACUAGUUCUUCCUCAAAGCAUACAAGUCCAUCUACUGCAGUGACAGCAAAGGGAGGUCGUGUGGGUCUUGUAGAUUAUCCUGAUGAUGAGGAAGAGGAGGAGGAAGAAGAAGCAGCAUCACCAAGGAAACGACCUCGGCUAGGUUCAUAAUUGAUGCAUUGGCUUGAGUUGGGAUCUGAUACAAUGGUGCAACUGUUCCAUGAGCAUCAGGUCUGAAUCGGGAAAGGCUCCUUUACUGUGAAAACAGAAGAUGCAAAUAAGGAGUAGCAAACAGUGUGCUUCAACCAGAGGGCUUGAGUUCUACAUGGCAACAGUAUGCCAAUGAGGAACUGGAUCUCUCUGGAAUAAAGUUGGAAAGGCAAACUGGCCAAUAAGGCUGGUAGGACUAGCGGUUAGUACUUGGGAGUUGAUUGAGUUUCCCAAGUGGGGAAGAUAUUCUGAUUUGGGGUGGGUUAGGGAAAGCUUGAACAAGGCAGCAAGUGUUCCACCAAAAUUUUUGGUGUUCUUUUCCAGGAAACCAAAACUGGGACAUACAAACAGAGUAUCAUGUGCAAGCCUUUGCGUUCUGAAAUGAAUUAAGUGCAAUUCCACAUGUUAUAUCCUCUACCUUGUUUGCCUCCAAUUCCAUGUUUUUAAAUUGUGGGGUGGUGGGGAGGGAGGAAACUUGCCAAUAUAUUUCUACAUAGAAGGAUCUAAAGCUACUAUUGGGACCCUAAUGAUGAGAUUGCUGUCAUGUUCAUUGGAUCUUGGGACAUCCACUGGGCCUGUUUAGCAACUCUAAUCAAAAUGGUGAAUGGUUGGAAAAGCACAAGAAUACACACCUCAGUUAGAUACUGUACGACAGACUGUUUCACAAGCCAGUGUGGUAAAAGCUGAUGCUGGUGGUUGCAGCAAGAAGGCUCAUGAGAAAAGCUACUGUUCUUAGAUCAUUUGCAGAUUAUAUAUUGUGGAAGUUUUGGAUUGCAAUGUUCCCAGCCUGAACAUACUACUAAAUAGAGAAAAUUUUAUCCCAUAUGAUUUUUAUGUAUAUUUUUGGCUAUUGUAUUACAGAAUAACAUUUCAUUGUAGUUGAUAGAUAAUGGAGUUACCUUUAGGGAACACUAAUUUUUACGGGCAACUGACAUAAUGCUGGGAGCUUCAUAAAAAGCUGCACCAAAACAUGAAUUUAACAAGUCUGCCUUUGCCCUGUUAGUCACAUUGUUUUGGUGAAGUAGUAAUUAAGAUUCAAGCACAAUAAAAGGCUUGCUCAGUUCCAGAUGUUUUUAUUGCACAGUAUACUGUUUUGAUCAUUUUUAAUACAGUGGUUAACGCAGGUUGUUAAACCAGCUGUAGCCAAAUCAGCCAACUGGCCAUCUGAGAUAAGUCUGAGAAACCUCUUUUUCUAAAAAAAAAGUUUUUUUUUGAGGUCAUCAUUGCCCCUUGAUAUUUUUGGAGGUUUUGUAGCUCAACAUAAACAUUCUUUGGAAGAAGCGGGCUAUCUGUCAUGUAGAUACAAAGUAUAAUUUUUCCAUAAGACAGAAGUUUAUUUUGUAUGGAUGAAUAACCACCACUGUAACUGUUAUUUUACACUGUACACAUGUUGAUAUUAAUGAGGCAAUGUAAGAUUCAGGAAUUAAAAUGUGACCCUGUAAUUCCAUAAACAUAAUGCUGUUGUGUCUAUUUUCUGGUUAAAAAAAAAUGAACUUUUUUAAUGGUGCUGAAUUGUAAACUGAAAAUUGAUUAAUUUAUCCUUGGCCAGUUGAUGUUUUAAAAUUUUAUUUAUAGGAUUAUGCACAGUAUUUAAAAGAUAAGCCAAAGCAGCAACUAAAUGUGUUUAUGCUAAUCAAAAUUAAUUUUCAUUUUUGUCAUUUGGUUACUUUAUUUGGGUGACUGUCUAUUAUGUACUGGAUUAGUUUAAAAAUAUAUGAUUAACAUGCAUUUACAUCUUUUCUGUAAAGCUGGUAUAUUUGAAUUUUAGGUUUCAAUUGUGAUCCUCAUCACAAAUCACAGUACCAUUUUAAAUCUCCAAAGUGUUCAUGAAUAGUAACAACUUGAAUCUGUUGACUAGAUUCAACCUUGCAAACAAAAAUACUUAUAACUUUAAAAUAACAGUGAUGUUUGUGAUCAACUGUUGCUGUAUUGUAAUUUCAAUACCAUUUGAUUAAUUCAGUUUUUUUUAUAUUUAAGACAAAAGAAAUUUUAAGCUUGCCAUUGGCAAUGUGUAUCCCUCUGUGUUUGCCCUGUGAAUCAUUUGGAACUCUAUUGACAUUAGUUGACCUUUCUCCUGGAACAACCUUGUUUUUGGGCAAUCUUAAAAUGUGUUAUCAUAUUUUUGUAUCUCAAUGGAAAUAAUUCUCAAACAUGCUUGUUUCAUUUUUCAUUUCUUAAUACAUGGUCCAUAAUUUCUCAAAUAGUGGAAACAGCCUGCUCUCAGCAGCAGUUUAAGUGAAUUUGUUACAUUAAUCUUUUAUAUUAUAAACCCAGCAUUAGAAAUGAGUUCUGUUAAACCACUUGAUUAUAAUUAGUCCAUGAAAUUAAAUGCAUUUUUAACUCCAAAAGCAAAUACUGUAGCUCAAGAUAAUGGAGUAAGUUGAAAGAAAAAUCCUGAUUAGUAUUAUCUUCUGAUUGCACUUUAACUUCUCAUUAAUAGGAUUUUAUACAAUCCCAAACGUUAACACAUCUUAACAUUACAUUCCAAUCAAUUUUCAGACUGAUUUAUUUUCAUUAUCACUGCACUUUAUUGGAAAAAUUCUGAGCAUUGCUUACUUUUUAUAUUUUUUUAAAGGAUAUUGAGGUCCAAGCAAUGAUUUGCAUAUAUUCUGCUUUUGUUUUUUAAUUUCAAAAAAUGUGCAAAAUCCAGUUUAUUAAGUGUUUUCCCAAAAACAUAAAAUUGUUUUCGUACAUUGUAUUAUAGCUCUAUCGUAUUAGGAUGUUAAAUAAUUUCCCAGUUAAA
Messenger RNA from Pristis pectinata (smalltooth sawfish), 5693 nucleotides. RefSeq names its product serine/threonine-protein phosphatase 4 regulatory subunit 3. The transcript has 16 exons. Gene Ontology annotation, cellular component: nucleoplasm; protein phosphatase 4 complex. Gene Ontology annotation, biological process: DNA damage response; protein dephosphorylation. The coding region runs from base 440 to 2911 and encodes 823 amino acids. Gene Ontology annotation, molecular function: protein phosphatase activator activity. The record is from RefSeq and is a predicted model, not a curated record. NCBI's taxonomy places the organism in Eukaryota, Metazoa, Chordata, Chondrichthyes, Rhinopristiformes, Pristidae.